This is a messenger RNA of Sander lucioperca (pikeperch), 1855 nucleotides long. Its product is annotated as cell death-inducing p53-target protein 1-like. The record is from RefSeq and is a predicted model, not a curated record. The coding region runs from base 87 to 698 and encodes 203 amino acids. Lineage: Eukaryota; Metazoa; Chordata; Actinopteri; Perciformes; Percidae. The transcript is spliced from 6 exons. Gene Ontology annotation, molecular function: zinc ion binding.
GUUAACACAACAUGCCCUUGUUGACCUAGUUUGAAUGUUACCUGUAGAGGAUACACUGGGAGCAGCUGAGGACAUACGCAUCUACCAUGACUUCUUCAGACAGUGAGCUGAAGAAGAUAUCUACAGAGUUGAAAUAUAUUUCACUCAAGAGACAACAACUUCUGGAAAGGAAAAAAAUCCAGUGCAUAUUUCAAGAGUUGAGGAAUCGUGCUGAAUUUGAACAAACAGAGGAGGCAGACUCAAAACAGCUUGAGAUUGACAGCAUUGAUGACAAACUGAAACAACUAACAGAAAGGAAGGCAGAGCUCCAAAAUAGCCUUGAGAGCAUCCUCAAUGCCAAAGUGAAGAAUAGCAAGAAAGAGGUCAGUUUCACCUCCAUUCAGCCGACUAGUGUUCCUGGCUUCAAAAUUUUCUAUGUUGAGCCUCCACCUGCUAUCCCUGCCCCUUCAGUGAUUCUGGACAUGGAAAAGCUUCCACCUUGUCCAUGCAGGACACAGUGUCCAGAGUGUCGGCAGUUCAUCACAACAGAGACUUUUACCUCUGUCAGCAGUGUCACCUGGCUGGUGUGUUUUAUGACAGCUUUGAUUGGAUGCGUGGCUGGUUGUUGCCUCAUUCCCUUCUGUCUCGAUAAGUUCAAAUCUACCACACACCAAUGUCCUAAGUGCCGAGCGUUUAUCAGAACUAUUAAAAAGCUCUGAGAGAAAAGAAGCUGGUGAGAACUUGAAGCUCAGACUGAAAGAGCGUCAGAAAUUGACCUAAUGGUAAAGUAUUUCAGCAGCAUGGCUCCCUUGCAGAGUUUAUCUGUUUGCGUUCACUAUCAUCCUAAUCGACUUUGAUUUUAAUGGAGCACGUCAGAAGGAAAAUGUGGUGUUAACUAAUAUAGUCUGCCUGUAUGUACAUGUAUAUUAUAUUAGGAUGCAUCUGUAUAUUUAAAUAGAAUAGAAAAUGUAUAUGACUCAAAUAUACUGUACAAAUCUGUAAAAUGAUUGAAAUCAUGUAAACAUUCAGUUCUCUAUUAAGGCAUACAAAUGCAGUGAGCUGUUUGUUCAACUAAAAUACACAAUUAAAGCCUUUCUUUGUAUAUUUGUUAAAUUUCAACCACUAAAGGGUUAAUGGCAUACUGGGGAUGGUCAUACGGUAGGUUAACUUUGAAAUCCUAAAUAAUAUAAGAUAUGUUUUCAAAACUACUGCUAUAUUUUUUUUUAUCAAAGGUAACAUAAAUACCAUAUGUAAAACAUGGCAUUUAAAGUCAAGUCAAUUUAAUUUAUAUAGCCCAAUAUCACAAAUCACAAAUAUGCCUCAGGGGAUUCACAAUCUGUACAGCAUGGCACCCUCUAUCCUUAGACCCUCAAUUUGGAUAAGGUAAAACUUACCAAAAAUAACUUGGAAGAACUAACUAACUAAAAAAAUGGAAGAAACAGCAGGGAGAGAGAGAUGAGGACAAUAUGCACACAGGGCACAGUGAGAGGCAAUAGGAGAAGCUGAAUCUCCUGGAGGAUGAAGAUCCAUAUCCACAACAUCUGAAAUGAGGCACCGACAGCCAGGGAAGGGAGAGAGGUCCCAGGACAGCCCAUGAUCCAAAACAGAGAAGCCUGAGUGAAAAGAUAGGACAAGGAGGAGAGGUUAGGGAGAAAGAGAGUGAGAAAGCGGCGUACAGCUUGGAUAUGCAUGUGCUUGUGGGACAACAGACAAACAGGGUUAGAGAGAUGCAAUAGUUUCCGUACCGUAUCCUCUUCGGCAGGACAAAUGAACUAUAGCACUACUUAGGUUAAUAGAUUCAUUGAGACUGAGGCCGACUGGCCAGAAGGAUAACUGUAACAGCUCCACAAGGCCUGUAGUAAUUAAAGAAUAAGUU